CUGCAUAAUGCUAUGAUUGCUUCCUCGCUGUAUACCCUUGCUUGUAUGAUUUCCGACACUUGCGCGUCGUAAUCUGCCCUCAGCGAGACCCUGCCUAUGAAGCAUCGGCAUUGAACACCACCGCCAGCGACCGGUGUGCCGGCCCACCCGCCUACUGUAUACAACCCGCCAAAGAGUCCCAUCCUCGUCUAUGAUGACUGCCUCCAAAGAACGAAAGGCAUCGCACGCCACGACCUCCGAGUAUGCGCCUGAUCUCAGCAUUACCGCCGAUGACGACGUCCACCUUCACGCCGUCGGCUACAACGAAUCGCCCGACCGGGGACUCAUCAACAGCUACGCACGCUUUCGCUCGUCUCCUCUCGACUUCAUACGUGAGGUUUCGCUGCAGUUCUCCGGGACAGGAUGGCGGUCAUUUGACAACCAUGUUGGCCAGCCUGAGUUCUACUCCGGCUUCUCGGAGGACAUGAAGACGCGCGUACUCAACAACCCCAUGCUUGUUGCCAAAGUGCGAGAGCUGGCAGAAAAGAGAGUCGAGGUUGAGGCUAAGGAGGGCCUGCUGGGAGUCGAGGCGCAGAACGGCAGCGGCGUGGGAGAGAAGGACAGGAGGGCAAAGAGAAAGACACAAAUCGAGGAGUCGCUCCUGGAAGUCAGCGAGACAUGGACCGACGGCAUGAUCUGCAAGAUGGAGAGCAAGAAUUUUAUACGCGGCGCAUACUAUCUGGCUACCCAGCUCUUGACCAGGGCAUACCACCAAGGCGUGCACGUUUCUAGUGAGGAAGUGCUGCGACUGCGCACUGUGGCCGCUGAGGCAGCGCGUAAGAAGCACUCGAUCAUCUUCUUGCCCUGCCACCGAUCCCACGUCGACUACGUCUCGUUGCAGAUCAUCUGCUACCGCCUCGGUCUUGCACUACCAACUGUUGUCGCUGGCGAUAACCUGAAUUUCCCUGUCGUGGGUUCCUUCCUACAGCAUGCCGGAGCUAUGUGGAUACGGCGUAGCUUUGGAGACGAUCAAUUGUACACCACACUUGUACAAGCGUACAUUGACACACUGUUACAGUGCGGCUACAAUUUAGAGUGCUUCGUCGAAGGAGGCAGAAGUCGUACUGGCAAGCUUCUCCCUCCCAAGUUCGGCAUCUUGAGUUACAUGCUGGAUAGUGUGGCAAGUGGGCGUGUCGAGGAUGCCAUCAUAUGCCCGGUGUCGACACAGUAUGAUAAGGUUAUUGAAGUCGACUCAUACAUCAGCGAACUCCUCGGUCAGCCGAAAUCGAAAGAGAAUCUCAUGGAUUUCCUCUCAUCGUCUUCGGUGCUGUCACUCAAGCUUGGGCGCGUGGAUGUUCGCUUUCAUGAGCCUUGGUCGCUACGGACGUUUAUCAACCAGCAGCGCGAACGAGCUAGCAAACUGCCCCAACAACUUGACUCGAAUGAAGACCGUAUUCGCCUCCUCAGAACGCUUGGGUACAAGGUGUUGUCCGAGAUUAACGACGUAUCAGUGGUGAUGCCCACUGCACUGGUCGGCACAGUACUACUCACACUCCGAGGGCGAGGAGUCGGCAAGACUGAGCUCAUCAGAAGAGUGGAGUGGCUGUGCGAUCGCGUCCGCGCCCAAGGAGGCAGAGUCGCUCAUUUUGGGAACUUACCAACGAGUGUUGUGGUGGAUCGAGCGCUCGAAGUGCUUGGUCCCAGUCUUGUAGGCCUCGUGCCUGGAUUGCCCGAGGACACCUACUAUGCCGUGGACCGCUUUCAGCUUUCCUUUUACCGCAACAUGACCAUUCAUCUCUUUAUUCUCCAGUCGCUAGUGUCAGCCGCUCUCUACAGCACUGUCAAACGCGGCGGUGCUCCCGAAUCCCAAAGAAUACCCUAUGCAGACCUGCAUGCCCAGGUUGGCUUCCUGUCGCAGUUGUUCCGCGGCGAGUUCAUCUUCCCCACCGAGGGCCUCGACUUCAACCUCGCGCGCACCAUCGCCGGCCUCGAGACCGACAACGUCAUCACAGUGACCCGCAAUAGUGGAGGCAUUAUCGAGUACGUCGAGCUCAGCGAUAAAGAGAGGGAAACCGGCCGUGAGAACUUCGACUUCUACUGCUUCCUGAUCUGGCCUUUCAUUGAAGCUGCUUGGCUGGGCGCCGUGUCGCUGAUGAUGCUAACACCACCACUCACCCACAGCACGACCACACCAUCGAUGGCGAACGAGAAAUGGCUUGAUAUGAAACGUGUCCAAGAUCGCUCGCAACUACUAGGCAAGACGUUGUAUCAUCAGGGCGAUCUAUCAUACUACGAAGCCGUCAACAAGGAAACACUGAAGAACUCGUACACACGCUUCGAAGAGGAGGGUAUGAUUGUUGUCGCUAAGAGUAGAAACGCAAAAUCAUCGACCACGGUUCGAUUAGCAGAUGAGUGGACACUCGUCAGAGGGUCGAAAGGCAUCAUCGCCGACGGGCCGUUGUGGCGAUUCGCAGAGCGCAUCAGCGCGAGUAGGAGAGAAGGCAAGAAUAGGAGAGAUGGCGCCACCGUGCAGACAAGAGUGCUUGGCUUGGUCGAUGUUGUUGGUGAGGGGUUGUGGGAGGGCGAUGUGUUGGAUGCAAAGAGUAUUGGGCGAGAGGAGGUUGGAAACAAGGCGAAGGCCAGGGCGAAGAGGGGGACGAUGGCGAGGCUUUGAUCUCCCGCAUGAACUCUUCGACAUAUCUAGACUUCCGAUUGACAAGAUUCCCUUCACAUUGACUGUUGACUAAAUCUCACCUGACGAUCACGUUUAUGAUACACGCACGCAUCAGUAUUAAUAGUAUCCGCAUUACGAC
This is a messenger RNA of Didymella exigua CBS 183.55, 2792 nucleotides long. RefSeq names its product acyltransferase-domain-containing protein. The transcript has 2 exons. Gene Ontology annotation, cellular component: mitochondrial membrane. Lineage: Eukaryota; Fungi; Ascomycota; Dothideomycetes; Pleosporales; Didymellaceae. The record is from RefSeq and is a predicted model, not a curated record. Bases 194 to 2653 code for a protein of 819 amino acids.